Molecule: messenger RNA, 2435 nt
Organism: Hemiscyllium ocellatum (epaulette shark)
Lineage: Eukaryota; Metazoa; Chordata; Chondrichthyes; Orectolobiformes; Hemiscylliidae
Product: toll-like receptor 2
Exons: 1
Coding region: 1-2430 (809 amino acids)
Biological process (GO): immune response; inflammatory response; toll-like receptor signaling pathway
Cellular component (GO): membrane
Molecular function (GO): protein binding; transmembrane signaling receptor activity; triacyl lipopeptide binding
Source: RefSeq, a predicted model, not a curated record
AUGACACUCCUACGAGUAAUUGUUACAUUGAUAAGUGUUCUAAUUAUGCCUAUUUACGCAUUACCAGAAAUGAUAGAUACUGUUUUGGUGAACUGUUCAGGAAUUGGAUAUCCAUAUUCUUUUUGUAUCCUGACACCAGAUGUAGAGGUAUUGGAUCUGUCUUAUAACAACAUCACAAUGAUUCAACAGCAGAGUUUCCAUAAUCUUAACAAGCUGAAGAAACUACUUCUUCAGUUCAAUCAUAUCACUGCGAUAGAAGCUGGUUCAUUCGCAAAAAAUUCAGAACUAAGGUAUCUUGACCUUGCAAAUAAUCUUUUGUAUGAUAUUUCAGUCUUGCCAUUUAACCAUCUCCAGUCACUGACACACCUUGAUAUUACAAAUAAUAUGUUUCUCACAGCUGACUUUGGAGCGGAGAUCAACAAACUGCAGAAACUACAUUCUUUACGUUUUGGAAACACUCAUAUUACUUCCUUAAAUUCCAGCUCCAUAUCUGCACUUCAAGGAAUCCCACUCAAGGCUGUUUACUUAAUUACUGGAGACCUACAGGCGUUUGAACCUGGAACAUUUAGUGCCUUGCAGAAUGUAGAAAAGCUGUCUCUUGAUUUGCAGUUUGAGCAGGAAGGACAAAUACUCAUCAAUAUUUUGAAGGAUGUUCCAAUGACUACCACUACAUUGGAAAUUCUAAAUUCUGAUUUUGUUAAAAAAGCAAAGAAUAUUGAUUUCUUUUUCCCUCUGAAAAUGUUAAAUAUCUCAACACUAGUUGUGCGUAAUAUUACCAUUGAUGAUUCUUUGACCACACAUUUACUUAACAGUGUUCUAGGUUCAAACAUAAAAGAAUUAUUUUUAGACACAAUUUUAAUGGAUGGCAUAGGCAAGUGGAACGUAAUACCCAUACCAUCUGACCAGAUUAGUUUGCGCAAGCUUUAUAUAAUUAAUAUAGAAAAUCCAAAUUUCUACCAUUUUUACUCACUUGCGUAUCUUAUUGAUAUGUUUGCACAACUGACAGAGUUAAUAAUACGAGAUGGAAAUUUGUUUUACAUUCCAUGUCAGGUAUCAGAAGUUAUGACACACUUAAGAUAUUUGGAUAUAUCUGUUAACUUGCUUGAAGAACUCAGCUUUAUUCCUGGAAAAUGCUUUGCUCCUUUUCCCAAUCUUAAUACUCUCAUAGCAAACAACAACAAGUUUUUAAAUCUACAAAAAUUUAGCACAUUGUUAUCUAAAAUGGAGAACUUGUCUUGUAUAAAUGCUAGUCAUAAUGACCUUGUACUACAGAAGGGACUGACCUGCACAUGGCCUCAGACUCUAAAGCAUAUAAAUUUUUCACACAAUAACCUGGAAAGCAAUGUGUUCGGCUGCUUGCCAGCAUCAUUAGAAUCACUAGAUCUGAGUUACAAUUCCAUCACUGCAGUUGCAAACCUCAAAAGGCUCAGAAAUCUCCGUGAGGUUUUUUUAACCGAAAACUUCAUAGCAUCUUUACCUGAAAUUCCAGUGGGUUACUCACUGAAAAUCUUACACGUUGACCACAAUAAAAUUCGUAACAUAAACAUACACUCUUUACAAUCAUUAGAUCUAGAUGAACUCAAAUUCAGCAACAAUCCUUUGGAAUGCUUCUGUGCAAUUCAAUCAGUCUCUAAUUAUGUUCAAAAAACACAUGUAGUGAUUCUUGAUUGGCCAAACCAGUAUCGAUGUGCAAGUCCAAGAAAAUUUAAGGGUCGAGUUAUCCAAGCCCUGAAAUUUUCCCCAAUUGAAUGCAAAAUUCCUUUGUUUGUUGGGGUUCUUUUGGCAUGUUUUGGACUUUUGGUAGGUGUCUGCAUUGUGCUGUGUAUAAAGUAUAACAUCACCUGGUAUUGCCGCACACUCUGGCUUUGGCUUAAAGCUAAAAGAAGUCUAGAUGCCAACCUGGUUGAAACAAAUUUUGAGUACAAUGCUUUUGUUUCAUACAGUGAGCAUGAUUCGGCAUGGGUGAAGAACAAACUGCUUGUACAGUUAGAAAAUAAUGACCCACCUUACCGCAUCUGUAUCCAUGAAAGAGAUUUCAAACCUGGAAAAUCAAUAAUUAAUAAUAUAAUUGAUUGCAUAUCAAAAAGUUAUAAAACCAUAUUUAUCCUAUCAAAACACUUUGUGGAAAGUGAAUGGUGCCAUUAUGAAUUCUUCUUUGCACACCAACAGGUGUUUGAUGACAAAAAGGAUGGUCUUAUCUUACUCCUGUUAGAACCUAUUCCAAAGAAUUCCAUCCCAGAUCGAUUUUGCAAACUAAGGAAACUGAUGAACAGAAACACUUAUUUGGAAUGGCCUCAGAAUGAGUUUCAGCAGGCCUUCUUUUGGAAAAGAUUGAAAGCUGUCCUGAAUUUGGAUUUCCAUUCGUGCAGUUCAAAAAUAACUCUGCAAGAGGUUAUCCAAGAACCUGAUGAGAUCCCUAAUUGUAUUUAGAUAAA